AUGUUACCGAACUCGAACGGCUACGACGUGAGGCUGUUCCUUCAUGGUGAAAAUGCUGCGGCUGAGGAUGCGGCGCCACAACUUGCUGAGCAAACGGCAAAUGUGGAUGCCGCCGUGAACACGCCAGUUGUGGUUGAUUCAGACGAUGAUGGAACAGUCGCCCAGGAACUGGAACUAGAGCAAAUGAGGAGUACAUUGGAAGAGGCGAUUGUGGAAACGCGCCGUACGCCUCUCGAAAAUCGACCGUGA
Messenger RNA from Parnassius apollo (apollo), 249 nucleotides. Lineage: Eukaryota; Metazoa; Arthropoda; Insecta; Lepidoptera; Papilionidae. The record is from the annotation of a GenBank genome assembly.